AUGCCAAAAGUACACGACAAACUCCGCUCGGGCGAAAAAUCAUCAAAACGAAAGUCAUCAGAUGACGCGCCUGCGCCCGAGCCAGAUGAUCAGAUGAAUGUGUCCCUUCCACCUGAGGCGCCACCUCCAUCUGCCGUUCUACCAGAAGUGAGCAGUGGUGCCUCUGCCACCGCCGGAGAUCUGACCCUCUACCUGGCGGCCACUGGCAUUGGCAUACUUGUCCUCCUAGCUCUCAUCGGCUGCUCUGUACAUUUCAUCAAAAAAUGCUACUCGAAGAAGGAUGAGGAGGAGAAGAACUAUUCGAGUGAUUUCAGGAAGAUGCGACAUACUGGCCUGCAGACGCCCGACGCCGAUGGCCUCUACUCGCCUCAUUCGCGCACUCCAAGUAUGUGGUCCUCUAGAGUGAAGGGGAUAAAGAGUGCCACCGAUGGUCGGUUUGAUGAUGAGGAGAAGGGCUCACUUGACCAGAGUGAAGUCAUUGAGAGGGGUGGUGGCGGUGGCGGUGGCGGCGCCGGCGGCGGCAUAGCAUUGAUGAGCAAAAGUAUCAGCAGCAGUAGCAGCAGCAACAGCAGCAGCAGUAGUUCUGGAAACAAGGGCAAGUCACCAGGACCGAUCGUACCACUGCCGCCCUCAAUCGCAGUGAACCGAGAUGAAAGCCAGGAAGUGCGCAAGAUCAAGUCAACGGCCAGUCACAUGAGCACGGGCAGUACCAUGUCUUCGGGAACGCCUAGGUCGCUCAUUGGUAGUAAUCACAAACGCAGCGUCAAGGCCAAGGGACCGGCUCAAGGGGUUUCCGUGACAACAGUCUCUACGAUUACUCCCUCCGCCUAUGGUGGAUCGACCUCAUUGAUUUCCGGCACUGGGAGUGCCUACAACCCCAAAAGCACCUCACGUCCGAUCCUCACAUUCAAAACCGUCUCCGAUGCGGAGAAGAAGGCCAAAGAGAAGACCCUGCUCUCUUCUUCCAUUUCGUCGAGUGCCAAUGCUAACAGCAAACCGUUGGCGAGCUCCAAUCUGCCGAUGAGUAGUGCAGGAGGAGGUAAGGAGGUAAAGACCGAUUCAGUGAGUAAGACAGCAGUCGCAAAGGGCACCGUUCAGGAAACUGCCAAAGAAGUGCCCAAGGCUUAA
Molecule: messenger RNA, 1128 nt
Organism: Rhagoletis zephyria (snowberry fruit fly)
Lineage: Eukaryota; Metazoa; Arthropoda; Insecta; Diptera; Tephritidae
Source: RefSeq, a predicted model, not a curated record